Molecule: messenger RNA, 4532 nt
Organism: Hyaena hyaena (striped hyena)
Lineage: Eukaryota; Metazoa; Chordata; Mammalia; Carnivora; Hyaenidae
Gene: ZNF304
Product: zinc finger protein 304
Exons: 3
Coding region: 250-2229 (659 amino acids)
Biological process (GO): regulation of transcription by RNA polymerase II
Molecular function (GO): DNA-binding transcription factor activity, RNA polymerase II-specific; RNA polymerase II cis-regulatory region sequence-specific DNA binding
Source: RefSeq, a predicted model, not a curated record
CCCCGUCGUGGGGCCGGCGGCCUUGCGCGGAGGUGUCGUCCGGGGCCGCGUCCUUCCCGGGGCCUUCGCGGGCGCGCUCUGGCCGCGGCGCCCGGAGCUGUGCGCGUUUGCGCCCGGCGGUCACGGGCUUGGAGCGCGGCAGUCAGCCCGCGGGCGCCGUGCCUGGUGGCGCUUUGGGGUUCCGGCUGAGCCCGCGGGGCCUGCCCGCUUUGCCCGCUUCUCCCCACUCGGUUCUGCUCACGGGAUCCCAUGGAGGCUGCGGCGCAGACGGACGGGGCUCAGGGCUGUGUGACCUUCGAGGAUGUGUUCGUGUACUUCUCCCGGGAGGAGUGGGAGCUCCUUGAGGAGGCUCAGAGGCUCCUGUACCGUGAUGUGAUGCUGGAGAACUUUGCGCUUGUGGCCUCACUGGGUUGUUGGCGUGAAGCAGACAACGAGGAGGCUCCUGAACAGAGCGUUUCUGCCGGCGUCUCGCAGCUAAGGACUCCCGAGCCAGGUCCAUUUAUCCAGAAAGCCCACCCGUGUGACGUGUGCGACCCGCUCUUAAAAGACAUUUUGCACUUGGCAGAACGCCAGAGAUCACACCCGUUGCAGAAACCGUACACACAUGGCCCAUAUGGGAGAGGAUUCCUACUCAGUACCGACUUUUCCCAGCACCAGAAGCGAUGUGGCAGAGAGGAUCUCUUCAUAGGGGAUGCCGAGGGGGCCUCACACGUGAGGAGCUGUGCCGUCCCCGUGUCGGGGAGAUCCUUUACGUGCAGGGACGAGGCGAUGGACUUGCUGGACAGCCCUGGCCUCUUCCAGGGCGAGACCACCGGCAGCGGGAGGAGUCCGUACAAAAGGACUGAGUUCAUGGGCUCGUUCCCACCCAGCUCCAGUCUCGGCCAGCAGCGGGGGGACCAUGACGGACUGGUCCUUUUCACCGAUGGUGAGGAAGCCUUCCUGAACACCUUCACUCUCCUCGGCAACCAGAUAAGUCAGACUGAAUUAAGAGCCUUUAGAUGCCCCCCAUGUGGAAAUAUGUCCAAGGAGAAAGCCGCUCUUCUCAAUCCCAGAAAAAUUCACAGUGGAGAAGCAUCACAUGUGUGUAAAGAGUGUGGAAAGGCCUUCAUUCACCUGUCUCACCUAAAAAUGCAUCAGAAAUUUCAUGCCGGAAGAAGACAUUACACGUGCAGCGAGUGCGGGAAGGCCUUCAGCCGCAAAGACACGCUUGUCCAGCACCAGAGAGUCCACACCGGAGAAAGGUCUUAUGACUGCAGUGAGUGUGGAAAGGCCUACAGCAGAAGUUCCCACCUUGUCCAGCACCAGAGAAUUCACACCGGAGAAAGGCCUUAUAAGUGCAGUGAGUGUGGCAAAGCCUUCAGCCGUAAGGACACGCUUGUGCAGCACCAGAGAUUUCAUACUGGAGAAAGGCCGUACGAGUGCAGCGAGUGUGGGAAAUUCUUUAGCCAAAGCUCCCACCUCAUCGAGCACUGGAGAAUUCACACUGGGGCAAGGCCUUAUGAAUGCAUUGAAUGUGGAAAGUUUUUUAGCCAUAACUCGAGCCUCAUUAAGCAUCGGAGAGUCCACACGGGAGCGAGGUCUUAUGUGUGCAGCAAAUGUGGGAAGGCUUUCAGCUGCAAGGACACACUGGUUCAGCACCAGAUCAUUCACACUGGAGCCAGGCCUUACGAGUGCCGCGAGUGUGGGAAGGCCUUUAGCCGUAAAGACACGCUUGUGCAGCACCAGAAAAUCCACACUGGAGAAAGGCCGUAUGAGUGUGGUGAAUGUGGAAAAUUUUUUAGCCAUAGCUCCAACCUCAUUGUGCACCAGAGAAUCCACACUGGAGCGAAGCCCUAUGAGUGCACAGAAUGUGGAAAAUGCUUUAGCCACAAUUCCAGCCUCAUUCUACACCAGAGAGUUCACACCGGAGCAAGGCCUUAUGUGUGCAGUGAAUGUGGGAAAGCCUACAUCAGCAGCUCCCACCUUGUUCAGCACAAGAAAGUUCACACUGGAGCCAGACCUUACGAAUGCAGUGAAUGUGGGAAAUUCUUUAGCCGAAACUCUAGCCUCAUUCUGCACCAGAGGGUUCACACUGGAGAAAAGCCUUACGUGUGCAGCGAAUGUGGGAAAGCCUACAGCAGGAGCUCCCAUCUUGUCCGGCACCAGAGAGUUCACAUUGGAGGAAAGCCUCGCCCUCACGAAUGCAACAGUUUCAGUAACCCUUUAGCUACAUCUCUGAAACUUGUUUAGCACGAGAAAGUUCACACCAGAGAAAGGCCUUACGAAUGCAGAAAAUGUGCUGUCUCCUCGUUCGACCUAAUAGGACUCACACCAGAGAAAACCUCUGUGAGUACCCUUUGUGAGGGAACCAUCAGCCGUCAUUCAUACACGUAUCAUGAGGACAUUCCCAAUAAGUCCCACAUAGUUGGGAAGCUUUCAUGAGGUAUACUGCACUUUCCAGACUACAUUCAUGAGGUAUACUGCACUUUCCAGACUACACAGGGCUCCUGACCGAGUUCUGUCACUGCCAGUGCCUGUGGCGGAAGCCAUCUCUUUGCUACCAGCUGUCAAGGUCCCACAGCGAGUGUCAGUCACUCCGAUAUGCUCAGGGAAGGCAGACCCCCGUGCUAUCUCUCCUGUUCCCUGGAAGGAAUCACGAGUGUUCGGAGCCCAGUGAGGCCUUCGCUUCCUCCCCCAUGACUGGAUUGUGAGUGGACAUGAUCCAGGUCUGGCCAAAAGGAUUUGAACUGGAGUCUGCUGAGGAUUUCCAGACAGGAUUUCUCGUCAUGAGCGAUGUUGACUGUAAACAUAAUAACCGUGGCUCAUUCGUCUUGCUUCCACAUCAUCCAACUUUAGAACUGGUUGCCCUAUGCUGCUCUGAUCUGUGCAGUGAUACUUUGUGUGUGUGUGUGUGUUGGGGGGAGGAGGGUCUAUUCACUGUGUGGAAUGGAUUGAGAAAAAUUUGGGUUCUUCAACAUGAAGGGAGGAACACCUUUUGUCUACACCAACUUUAUGUGCCUCAGAAGGGUCAGCAGAUGGCAGAGAACAAAUCUCAGUCUUGUUGGUCUAAUUUCCAUUGUUGCCCAAGGCUUUGCUAGAAAAGAGUGAAGAGCUUUGGGUGCCUCAUCCUGUGGCCUGGAAGCAAGUUUCCUUUGAGCCCAGAGUUCAUUUUGAGGAGGCCUAAUUGGUGUGAAAAUCCCCAGGGCUUCUGGAAACAACAUGAAUUGGGUCUCUUGUUCCGAGGGAAAUUCCCAUAUUCCCCAGCACUUUUCAGGGAUUUCUGGCUCCUGGAUCAGCCAGUCACUGGUGUCCCUGAUAUCCAGAAUCUCACAGGGCAAGGUGGGAUCAUAACAGGUGCAGAAACACUGAGGUAAUGGAGUGGGGAUGAACGUGGCAAAUGAGAGGAUAUGUAUGUCUUCUCCAGGAGGCAUCUACAAAUGUCCAUGUGAUUGUUGAGGGAUGAGAGUGUAUAGAACUCAGGACCUUCAAGCAGUUGUAUCUCCUGUGGCCAAUGUCAAUGUCUCAAGCUUUGUGGAUUCCUGUACCUCUCUGGGCUGAUGAUGUGGCCGUCAGUACCUGGGCAGGAACCUCAGCACUGACAAAGGAGAGCUCCGAGGAUAGGGCUUCUCUGACCCCGCUAGCAUUCCUGGGGACUGAAGUGGACAUGGAUUUCAUUGCUCCCCAGUUUUUGCUGACUUGAGGCAGGGUUCAUCCUCCUAAACUGUGGGGAGAGGGAUAUGGUAGAACCAAAAUAGUUGGCAGGUGUGACUUUCCAAGAGGUAAAUAGGGACUUUAUGGGGAACGUUUAAUUCUCAAAACUUUGUUGAAGUAUGACCGACAUGAAAUAAACUGCACAUAUUAAAGUAUGAAAUGUGUUUCAGCAUGUGUAUAUACCGGGGAAGCCAUCACCACAGUCAAGGUAACGAACUUAUACUCACACAACCGAAAGAUCUCUCAUACCGCUUUAUAAUCCUUUUAAUACCCUUCUCCACAAUUCAGAGGCAACAGCAAGCAUUUUCUAGAAUUUUAUAUAGACAGAAUCCUAUGGUAUAUACUUCCUGGGGAAGGGGGACUCUAGCCUUUGUCACUAUCCACAACUAUUUUGAGAUGACUCCAUCUCAUUGCAUGUAUCAAUACGUUGUUCAUUUGUAUUGAGUAUUAUUCCACUGUAUGCAUAUACCACAGUUGGUUUUUAUCCAUUCAACUAUUAGUGGAUGUUUGGAUUGUUUCCAGUUUGGGGCUGUUACAAAUAAAGCUGCACUGAGCUGAAGACGUGCACAAGUUAUCACUUGGUAACAUUUCACUAUAUAGAUAUAGCACAGUAUAUCUGCUCACCUACUGAAGGACUUCCUGGUUGCUUCCAAGUUUGACAAUUAUGAAGAAACCAGCAUACAUUUGUGUGUAGGUUUUGGGUGGAUGUCAGUUUUCAGUUCUUGGGCUCAAGCCAAGGAGUGUGAUCUGCUGGAUCAUACAGGAAGGGUAUGUUUAGAUUUGUAAGAAAUAGUCUUCCAAAGUGGCUCUACCAUUUUGCAUUCCCACCAGCAAUGAAUGAG